AGGGCACGUUUGGCCAGCAGCAGCCCUGUUUGUUUGUGUGUGUGUGUGUGUGUGUUUUCUGGAGGUGAAUUUGUAUGAUUCUGGUGGACAACGCGGCGUGACGUCACAAGUCUGCGCCGCGCUCCUGCAUCUGUGAUCGGAAGAAAGAGUGUACAAACACAGAAACAUGGCGUUUAUUAAAGAGGAGACUGAAGGCUUGAGGAUUGAAGAAGUAUUCAGUCUCAAACAAGAAGAUACUGAGGAACAGACAGAGUUGAUUGAAGACAAAGAGGAUAAGGAGGAAUUGAGUGAAGUUGAGGAUAUAAAUCAUGUAUCAAAAAUCAAAAGUGGAGAAAAACCCAAACAGAAAGAUUUAAAGAAAAGCAGGGCCAAGAAAUCUUUCACCUGCACUCAGUGUGGAAAGAGUUUCCCAUGCAAAUAUAAUUUUGAUGUUCACAUUAGGGUUCAUACUGGAGAGAAACCGUUCACUUGUGAUCAGUGUGGGAAGAGUUUCACACGCAAAUAUCAUCUGGAGCUUCACAUGAAAGUUCAUACUGGAGAGAAAACGUUCACUUGUGAUCAGUGUGGAAAGAGUUUCUCACGCAAAUAUAAUCUUGAUGUUCACAUGAGAUUUCAUACUGGAGAGAAACCAUUCACCUGCACUCAGUGUGGAAAGAGUUUCUCAUACAAACACACUCUUGAGCUUCACAUGAGAGUUCAUACUGGAGAGAAACCGUUCACCUGCACUCAGUGUGGGAAGGGUUUCACAUGCAAACCUCAUCUUGAGUUUCACAUGAGAGUUCAUACUGGAGAGAAACCAUUUACUUGUGAUCAGUGCGGGAAGAGUUUCUCACAAUCAUCAACCCUUAAGAAUCAUAUGAACAUCCACACUGGAGAGAAACUGUACGUAUGUGAUCAGUGCGGCAAAACAUUUUUGUGGGCUACAAACCUGAGGACACACCUGAGAGUUCAUAGAAAGGAGAAGCCACAUUCAUGUCAUUUGUGUGGAAAGAGUUUUUUAUUACUACGAGGUUUGAAAGAACAUCUGAAAAUACACGCUGGUGUGAGAGAGUACAUGUGCUUUGAGUGUGAAAAGACUUUUACUUCAGCGACCAGUUUAAAACUGCAUGAGAGGAUCCACACUGAAGAAAAACCUUACAAGUGUUCACACUGUGACAAGAGAUUCACUCAGUCAGCACAUUUGAAAACACAUGAGAGGAUUCACACUAGAGUAAAACCUUACAAGUGUUCACACUGCAACAAGAGCUUCAAUCAGGCUCAUCUGAAAACACAUGAGAAAAUCCACACUGGAGAGAAACCGUAGCACUGAAUUGCUGCCCAAAUGCAGUGCAAUCUUUCUUCUGCUCUACACACAUACAAAAAGACAUCACCGUAAGUAGAUCAUCUUCAGAUCCAGCAUUUUCAGAUCUGAUGCUGCGUCCUCAACAAAUGUGACACAAUAAUGCAUCAAGCAAUAAAAUAUUAUCUGGAUAAAUCUGUCAUAUACAAUAUAUAUUUCUUGCUGAGCAAAUAUUUUCUCUAUUGGGUGGACAUUUCAACCACCUGAGUAAAAGCAUUAUGUAUACCAGACCUGUACAGCACACACACACACAAAAGUGUGUAACUUUUACCUUUAAUGUGCUAUUUAUAUUUGAUUUGACCUUGAUGUAACUAAAUGAUGUACAUUUUAGGCCAUUCAAAAGU
This is a messenger RNA of Cyprinus carpio (common carp), 1683 nucleotides long. RefSeq lists its product as uncharacterized. Gene Ontology annotation, molecular function: RNA polymerase II cis-regulatory region sequence-specific DNA binding; DNA-binding transcription factor activity. The record is from RefSeq and is a predicted model, not a curated record. Lineage: Eukaryota; Metazoa; Chordata; Actinopteri; Cypriniformes; Cyprinidae. Gene Ontology annotation, biological process: regulation of transcription by RNA polymerase II.